UGUGGAAGUGGUCAUUAUGAUUUAUCUAUUUCUUCCCGUGACUUUUCUCACCUGCACAGCUACAUCUGCUCCAUUCAAAUGCUCAGCGCAGGGAGACUUUGAUCAGCCUGCAUUUAUGGCAGAUGGAGAUAUCACAAUAGGAGGAAUCUUCCCUUUGCAUUACAGAGUGGAACUACCAACAACUGAUUACACAAACAAACCUUCAGCAGCACAAUGUCAAGGGUUUGAUUCCAGAGCAUUUCGCUGGGCUCUUGCCAUGCGUCUUGCCAUAGAUGAGAUCAACAACAAUACAGACCUGCUACCCAACCACACAUUAGGCUACAGGAUCUUUGACUCCUGUGCCACCCCAGUCACAGCUCAGAGGGCAGUCCUGGCUGUACUGAAUGAUCAAGAGAGUGCUCAAAGCUCUACUUGUUCUGGUGGGGGCCCAUUGCUCGGCAUCAUUGGAGAAUCUGGUUCUUCUCAAUCCAUUGUUGUCUCUCGAACAAUGGAGACUUUCAAAAUACCUAUGAUAAGCUAUUUCUCAACCUGCUCUUGUCUCAGUGAUCGAAAACAGUUCCCAACGUUUUUCAGAGUAGUCCCAAGCGAUGAUUACCAAGUGAAAGCUGUCGCUCAACUCUUAAGAAGAUUUGGAUGGACGUGGAUAGGCGUGGUCACCGAAGACCACGAUUACGGCAGGUUUGCUUUACAAGGGCUGAAGCGAGAGAUAGAAAACACUGACAUCUGUCUGGCAUAUCAUGAGAUGAUCCCCAAAGAUUUCAGACGAGAGAGGGUUCUUGAGAUCCUGAACGUGAUGAGAAAGUCCACAGCAAGGGUGGUGGUUGUGUUUUCUGGCGAAGGGGAAUUCUACCCUUUCCUAAGUGAAUUCAUGCAUCAAAACAUCACAGGGAUCCAGUGGAUAGCCAGCGAGGCCUGGGUCACUGCCUCAAUAUUAGCAGAGACAUACCCUUUCUUAGCCGGUACAAUUGGAUUCGCUGUCCGUCAAGGAUAUGUGCCAAGCUUGAAGGAAUAUCUGACGACGGUGAACCCACAGAGGUAUCCCUCAAACCCCCUGGUGCAGGAACUGUGGGGGGCUCUGUAUGGCUGCUCAGCCUUCCCUUCCAGCACUGGCACUCAGCUGCCCCUCUGCACAGGGCAGGAGACCCUCAGCAAUCAGCACUCAGCUUACAUGAACACCUCUAGCCCUCGUGUCACUUAUAAUGUGUACAAAGCAGUGCAUGCCAUUGCCUACUCCCUACAUAAUCUAUUUCAGUGUGUGCCUGGAAAUGGGCCUUUUGAGAAUUUGUCAUGUCCAGACAUUAGUAAUAUACAUCCAUGGCAGCUUCAGCAUUAUCUUCAGGAGGUGUCUUUCUCAGUCUCUGGUGAAAAAAUCAACUUUGAUGCCAGAGGAGAUUCAAUUCCUUCAUAUGAUCUGAUAAAUUGGCAAAGACACUCAAAUGGAGACAUUGAAUUUGUCAAAGUGGGUCUUUAUGACGGUGCACGCGAUGCUGGGAGAGAGCUGGUGAUCCAGGAUCAAGCAAUUGUGUGGCCUGGUAAUCAGAGCAAGGCCCCGUUAUCUGUCUGCAGUGACAGCUGUACUCCAGGAUUUAGGAAGGCUACACGUAAUGGGGAGCCUCUGUGCUGCUUUGACUGUGUACCAUGUGACAGUGGCAAGAUUAGUAAUCAGACAGAUUCAAUAGACUGCAUGGCUUGUCCUGAAGAAUUCUGGUCCAAUACCAAUGGAACAGCUUGCAUCCCCAAAAUAAUUGAGUUCCUCUCCCAUAGGGAUACAAUGGGCAUUGUCCUUAUGGUGACAGCCAUUGCUGGGUCUUGUUUAACAAUUGCUGUUCUGGCAAUAUUUUUACACCAUCGAGGAACUCCCAUCGUGCGAAUCAACAACUCCGAGCUGAGCUUCUUUAUCCUUCUCUCUUUGACACUGUGUUUCCUGUGUGCAUUGAUCUUUAUUGGAGAGCCCACUUCCUGGUCAUGCAUGCUGCGCCACACUGCUUUCAGCAUCACCUUCUCCCUCUGCAUCUCCUGCAUCCUGGGGAAAACGUUAGUGGUUCUGGCUGCUUUCACAGCCACCCGGCCUGGAAACAAUGUGAUGAAAUGGCUCGGGCCUGUGCAGCAGAGGAUCAUCAUCUUUAGCUGCACUUUAGUCCAGAUGAUCAUCUGUACAGCUUGGCUCAUAGCCUCCCCUCCAUUCCCGUACAGAAACACACAGUACCAACACUCCAAGAUCAUUCUGGACUGCAGUGUGGGCUCAGAUCUGGCCUUCUGGUGUGUGCUGGGCUACAUUGGCCUCUUAGCCUGUGUAUGCUUUAUUCUGGCCUUCCUGGCUCGCAAAUUACCUGGGAAUUUUAAUGAAGCUAAAUAUAUCACCUUUAGCAUGUUGAUAUUUUGUGCAGUGUGGUUGGCUUUUGUGCCAGCCUAUGUCAGUUCACCUGGUAAAUUCACUACUGCUGUGGAGAUAUUUGCUAUUUUAGCUUCAAGCUUUGGCCUCCUUUUUUGCUUAUUUGCUCCAAAGUGUUACAUUAUUUUACUGAAACCUGAGAAGAAUACAAAACAGCAUCUAAUGGGGAAAGCAGUAAAAUAAUUGUUGCACAUUUCAUAUACAUUUAUCAUGUAAAAUUUAAUUAUGAUUUUUUUAUUAAACUAAUCUGUUGUGAUAAUUAUCAUGAUCCACAUCUAUUUAAAUUAUUUAUAUGGAAUACAUUUGAGGACAGCUAUUGAAGCAAGAUGUUGUGGUGAUAUUGUGUUUGAUCUCAUUUGUAAU
This is a messenger RNA of Astyanax mexicanus (Mexican tetra), 2755 nucleotides long. Its product is annotated as extracellular calcium-sensing receptor-like. NCBI's taxonomy places the organism in Eukaryota, Metazoa, Chordata, Actinopteri, Characiformes, Acestrorhamphidae. The record is from RefSeq and is a predicted model, not a curated record. Gene Ontology annotation, cellular component: membrane. Bases 17 to 2575 code for a protein of 852 amino acids. The transcript has 6 exons. Gene Ontology annotation, molecular function: G protein-coupled receptor activity. Gene Ontology annotation, biological process: G protein-coupled receptor signaling pathway.